This is a messenger RNA of Abrus precatorius (Indian licorice), 1101 nucleotides long. Its product is annotated as cell division cycle-associated protein 7-like. Gene Ontology annotation, cellular component: nucleus. The record is from RefSeq and is a predicted model, not a curated record. The transcript is spliced from 8 exons. Bases 65 to 925 code for a protein of 286 amino acids. Lineage: Eukaryota; Viridiplantae; Streptophyta; Magnoliopsida; Fabales; Fabaceae. Gene Ontology annotation, biological process: regulation of DNA-templated transcription.
GGGAGGAUACCGUUCGAAAGCACACUUGUUAGAGAAGAAGACUCAGAAAAGAGAGGAUUGAGCAAUGGGAAGGGUGAGAGAGAAAGCAAAAUGUGACUACGAAGCUCUGAGAAAGGCUCGAAUGUUGGAGAACAAGGCUCGAUUGGAGUCCCUCGGUGUUAACAAAACCAUUUCUCAGCUUCAAAAACCAAAGAAAACUCGCCCUUACAAUAAAAGGGUCUAUGGUCUCACCCCCUUACGCCGCUCCCAACGAAUCAACACUGCCACCGUCACUGUCACCGUCACCGACCAUCUACUGCGAGGAUCUCACCAUUUGGCCAAAACCACUUCCACUCCCCCUUUCAUCCGAAAACAAGAGAAAGAAACAUUGUCUGUAGAGGAAGAUGAGAUUGAGCAGCGGAGGCCUGCCAAUGCACCUUUCAUAAAACUGAGCGUUGAAGACCUUAAGGUUUCUGCAGAGAUUUCGGCUCAGCGAUGCAACAGCAAAGGAAGAGGCAGUGUCUACAAUUCAAUUUUGGGAAUAUGCUGCCACUUUUGCAGGCAAAAGAAAUUGUGUGGCGAAGAAGACUGCAAAAGAUGUGGAAAUUGUGAUGUGAAUGAAUCAUGCCUGGGAAAGACUGAUUGUUCUGUCUGUCACUCAAGCACUGGUGUUUUCUGUAGAGCUUGUCUCAAGAUUCGAUAUGGCGAAGAAAUAGAGGAGGUGAGAGAGAACAAGGGAUGGAUGUGCCCACAUUGCAUAGAAGAGAGAGGAAUGAAGCCUUACUGGAUAUGUAACAGCUCAAUAUGCCUGAGGAAACGAAAUAUUCCUCCAACUGGAUUAGCAAUAUACAAAGCUCGGGAAAUGGGAUAUAAAUCAGUGGCACAUCUACUAAUGGAAGAAUUGAAACGUGGAGAAGUGCAAAAAUUACAAGGGAUUACCACGUAAAAUCAAGAUGUAAUCAGCAGUUAUUUUCUGACUUUGUAGAAUUUACUUUACUAAAAUGCAGGACCUGAGUUAGAUUUUCAGUGGCACUCAUUUGACUUUGAUAUAGAUUAGUCUGCUUCAUUAUUUUCUUUUAUGAGGAUUAGCUUUGUUGAUUUACCUGUAAUCAGUGUUGAAUG